This is a messenger RNA of Amoebophrya sp. A25, 4508 nucleotides long. Lineage: Eukaryota; Dinophyceae; Syndiniales; Amoebophryaceae. The record is from the annotation of a GenBank genome assembly.
CUGAAUUCUCAAUGAUGUACAUGCCGUUGUCCACACAAUCUGAAUUUGUCUGAAGAUCCAAGAAAUCUUGUCUACAGAAAUGAAAUUCAAAAUGUCAGCACCUACAGAAUCAGACGAAAGUUCUCUACAACUUUGAAAAAAUAUACAGAAGCUCACUACAAUUGAGUUGCACAUCACACACUAAAUCAAAAUCAACAUUAUACUGAAUGAGUCUAAAAAUGAUCUUUGAAAGAGAGAAACAUCUUUUUUUUUCAACCAGAGCGUGGCACGGCACAAGGGUGUUGCAAGUUUCAUUUACAAGGAAUUUUUAUGGAUGCAUGUGUCGUAACUAGUCACAAUACCUCAAAAUCUUGCAUUAGACUCUUGGAGAAAUUUUUAGACUGCUUUCAUUCAGAACUUCGUGACGACGUCUUACACCCCUCUUGAAUAAUUUAGACAAGAUGAUGCCAGGAAUGGGCGGAGGCGGCAUGAUGCCAGGAGGCGGCCAGAUGGUGGUCUUAAACAAGAACACCAAGCGAGAGACUGGGCGAAAGGCGCAGAGGAGUAAUAUUGCUGCCGCGGUGAACGUAGCCAGUAUCGUCCGCACGACACUCGGACCCAAGGCGAUGUUAAAGAUGCUCCUGGAUCCUAUGGGCGGAAUCGUAUCUAUUGUUAAGGAAGAUACAAUCUCAAACCCCACCCUUGAAGAAUUAAGAUGUAUGUACCCCUAGAAUGGGUUUACUACUACUACUACUACUACUACUAUGUUGAGGGAGACUGAGCUCCUCUUGUAGGAUUGUCCAUCCUUGUGCAUAAUCACUUUUAUGAUGAUGAGAGGUUGGUGAUAAAUAAGUGAUUUAGAAGUCCAAUCAGAAAACGAGUUCUUUGCCAGAACAUACAAAUUGCUUAAAUCCCAAUUUCAGCUCCCAUCCCAAUUUCGCCCAAUCUCCCAUCUACGCAGGUUAUGACGAACGACGGCAACGCAAUUUUGCGAGAGAUUGACGUGGGACAUCCCGCAGCCAAGAAUUUAAUCGAAUUAAGCCGAGCUCAGGAUGAGGAGGUGGGUGACGGCACCACUAGUGUUAUUGUCUUAGCCGGCGAAAUGCUCUCGGUGGCAGAGCCGCUCCUCGAAAAGAACAUUCACCCGACUGUUAUCGUGCAAGGGUACCUUGAUUUGAUUAUACAACUGUAAAUUUUGAUGUCUUGAUGUUUAUGUUGAAGUGUAGCACUUCCUUUUCGUUGUGGUCGUUGUGUAGAAUAAUACUAAAAAGUAAGGUCUUCUUUCCCGAAAACAAAAAGUCUUUUCUUCUCUUCAUUCAGGUAUCUAAGAGCCCUCGAGGAUAGUCUAAGAUUGCUAGAGCAGGUCGCUAUUCCGAUUGGUAGCGAAAAAGCGAAGUUGAUUGAGGUAGUCCAAAGUAGCAUCGACACGAAAUUUGUGUCGCGUUGGGGCACUAUGAUUUCCACUUUGGCAGUGGAAGCGGCACAGUGCGUCUACGAGGAAUUGCCUUCCGGAAAGAAGGAAAUCGACCUCAAAAGGUAUGCCAAGGUCGAAAAGAUCGGAGGUGGUGACCUCGAGGAGUGCACGGUAUUUAUUUAUGACAUCGACCUAUGAGUUGAAGAAUUUAUAUAUAGUGCUCUGCUCGAACUCGUUUUGUCAUCAAAAUGAAAAUCUAUGAACUAUUUCGGUCACGACAGCAAGUUUGUAGUACCACCCUCACUCUACUUUUCAAACACAGGUCCUCAAGGGUGUGAUGUUCAACAAGGACAUUACCCAUCCCCGCAUGCGAAGGAAAAUUAAGAACCCGCGAGUCGUUCUGCUCGAUUGCCCGUUGGAGUACAAGAAGGGCGAGAGUCAAACCAACGUACUACAAUUUUAUUUUUGCUUCACUCUAAUAACAUAAUUUAUCUAGUAAGUAAAGUUAAUGAACAAGAGUGGAACAAGAUGGGGGACUAAAGAAAAACCAACAGAUUCAUCUUACUCCUCAUUUUUGCUUCACUCUUAAACUAGUAAAGAAAAAUCAACAGAUUCAUCCUGGACUUCCCCGGGUGACCCGCUUUCCUCAGUCCUACGGAUCAUUCGACAGGGGAAAAUGAAGGGAAAGGGGAGAACUUUGAAGGGGGUCCCUUCCGUUCAGAGUCAUGAUGACCAUUGAAGGCUGAGCUUUAAUCUUACUCCUCAUCUUAGGUCGAGAUCACAAAAGAGACGGAUUGGGAGGCAAUGUUGAAGCAAGAAGAGGAAGAAGUGAAAAGAUUAUGCGACGAAAUUUUGCGCGUAUCCCCAGACGUUGUUAUCACGGAAAAGGGAGUUUCGGAUUUGGCACAGCAUUUCUUGCUCAAGAAGAAUAUCUCGGUACUAUUACAGUAGUUGCCAACAUUUUUAUGUAGAACAGCUUGACGAGAAUACCAACCUCCCUGAAGAUUUAAUUUCAUAGUUCCCCAAAACGAUACGUACAACAUAUAACACGGUGGUUGAUUUUAGGUGGUCCGCCGACUUCGAAAGACGGAUAACAACCGUGUCGCAAGGGUCACAGGAGCAACAAUCGUGAACCGACCGGAAGAACUCGAUGAGAAAGACGUGGGUACAGGUUGCGGCCUCUUCGAGGUGAAAAAGAUUGGUGACGAAUACUUCACCUUUAUGACGGAGUGCGACAACCCGAAGGCGUGCAGUGUCAUACUGCGAGGUAAUAUUAAAUUAAAAUGUUGAGUUUAAACUAUUAACUCACAUGAGUGAAACAAGUUGUUUUUCUAGGAAGAUGAACUCGUGACUCAUGAUCAGCUAGUCUUCAUAAAGAAGUUUCCUUUGUGGACCAGAAGUUCUUCAUGGACCACUUCCUAAUGUUUAAAACACAAGGUGCCAGUAAGGACGUGUUAAACGAAAUGGAGCGUAACUUGCAUGAUGCUUGGAACGUUGCCCGAAAUAUCAUCUUGGAACCAAAACUCCUGCCGGGUGGAGGAGCAACCGAGAUGCACUUGAGUACCAUUCUUUGAUACUAAGAACUUUGCUUGAAUUUUGAAAAUGGAAAUGAAAUAGCAAACAAUCUUCGAAGCAAUAUUAGAGUACUCCGAUUCUUGCAUUUAAGUAUUAUAACUUGUUCAUCAUCUCUUUUUAGGUGCUAAGCUGAAGGUGCUGGCCAAGUCGCAGACUGGUACCAUGCAGUAUCCGUAUCAAGCGGUCGCAAGCGCCUUUGAGGUUAUCCCGCGCGCCCUCGCGCACAACUGUGGCGCCAGUGUCGUGCGACUCCUCACGGAUUUGCGCUCCCGACACGGCAACCCGGAUGUCGCCAGCCCCAUGGGUAUCGACGGCAACGAGGGUAAGAUCGUAGAUGCAGCGAAAGCAGGCAUCCUGGACACCUUUGCGACCAAGGCGCAGACCAUCAAGGCAGCUAUUGAGGCAGCAGCCAUGAUUUUGCGCAUCGACGACAUCGUCUCAGGCCAGAAGUCGAAAAAGGGAGGACCGGCACCACCGCAACACAGAAUGGAGGAUGGAAAUCCGAACUCCCAUCUCGAUGGAGAGGGCGAGCAGGUCAACUAAGCCUCAACUAAGUAGAGGAUCUCUUCUACGACUAUGAGGACCUCUGUAGUUGGUGGAAGAAAUAGUCACAAGACUAGAGGAUGUCUUCUACGACUACUGCUACCAUAGUAGUUAGUAGUAGAAGCAUAAGAGGUGUUGAGUGUUGACUACGACGGUUUAGUAGUCAUAGUAGAAGUAGAAGAAUAGGAGGAGGUGAAGAACAACAACAACAUCGUCGUGGUGCCACAGUUUAUACAAAGUUGAGAUUUUUGUAGUCGUUUGUGGAGACGUGAAGUCCACCCUGUUACAGGAGGCAAGGAGGACUGAUCCGCAUCCAAGGCACGAAGCGGUCUCUACUACAAUCAUAGCAGACGCAAGGAGUCGUGCAGCAGGUUUCAGUUUUUUCUCGACAUGCUGAUUCUUGCGUUGUGGCGGUCAUUCGACCGGCGGUAGCGGAGAACAACAUCAUACUUCUUCUAUUAUUUACUGUUGGCACGACUCGCCGUUGUGAAGAAGACUUAGUUUUUACCGACCUCGACUUGUGAAUCCCGCGAAUCUGCUUCUUGGAUUUCCAUGGCAUUCCAUCUUUCUUAUUUUUCGAAGUAUCACUACCAUCAUAGAGACCUUUUACUAGGACUGCAGGCAUUAUCAGAAUUACCUGGAGACGAUGUAUUUUUCAGUGGCACUCUGUAAUUAGUUUAGUUGGAAGAAAGGUUAGGGUUAUAACACGUUUUUAGCACAACUCGUCAUCUAAAUAUUGUUCUUGAUGUAUUAGCAAUCUACGAUGUACUAGAGUGUGGAUGGUUGGCACACUUUUUUUGAGUUCGACACAUCUUCCCAUGAUUUCUUUGCUCUACCCCCAACGACUUCCCCACCCACAAACGACGUAAAUCUUGCUAUUUCAAAUCGAUAUGAUCGGACGAAAAAGUUGCAAAGUGCUCAGACAGUAAAAAUUCUUCUUUGUGAAUACUUGCUGUGUUUUGAGUUUGACCUCUGAUCAUCAUUGCGUGAUCUGAUG